Bursaphelenchus xylophilus (pine wood nematode) is the source of this 2974-nucleotide messenger RNA. The record is from the annotation of a GenBank genome assembly. NCBI's taxonomy places the organism in Eukaryota, Metazoa, Nematoda, Chromadorea, Rhabditida, Aphelenchoididae.
AUGGACAGCCGUGUGUUUAAUUUGUUAGCGUUGAUUUUAAUUUUUCUUUUCCAGACUCUCCGAAAGUGCAAGACCAGGAAAAAGCCGAGAAGUCAAAGAGAAGGGAAAGGCGCAUGACCUGAAAACUCUGAUCCCCGGCCAUAUUUAUGAAGCGUUUAAUUGGAGAAUAACCAAGAUGUCUAUGUUUUUUUCCAAUCGACGGGCAAAUUACAUGGUAAGUACUAUAUAAUUUAUUUAAUUAUUUAAUUUAUUACCCAUUUAUUAUUUUAGGUAAUUGAUGGAGACCAAGAAGAUGAACAUCUUAUGCCAAAUAUUCACAACUCUCAUCCUCCGCAGAUGGUGUAUAACAGUUCGGAGGUAGCCUUUGAAGGGGAUAAUCCGAGGUCCACAGACUUCACAAAAAGCCAAAGACGAUGGGAUCACAUCGAAGAUAUUGACCAGGUGAGUGACCUUUGAUGUGAAUUACGGGAUUUUAGUUUUUUUCUUUGGUGUACGAAUACCAUCGAGGUAAUGGGUUCCUCUGCAUUUCUUUAAAACAUCUCUUCGCCCUUUUUCAAUUCAUUUUUGUGGUUUCAAUCUCAACAUUUCUCAUAGAAUGUGUCGAUUAUGAUGUCCUUUUCAACAACAAAAAUACGACAACUGAUGGGACGGUUAUCUACGGAAAACGACAUAUUGGUGUACGUUUUUUUUGUGGAAAAAAUCGUUACACUACAUUGCACUGACAAACACUUCUUUAGGAUGCGAUUAUUGAUCAGUGCCCGGCACAUUUCCAUCCUCUUAUUGUUGUAACUUUGCUGAUGGCGACCUUCUUUUGGGUUGCUCAUGUCCUUCGAGUUGGCUAUCGAUUAUUGCAACUAUUCGAGAUCCAAAAGUUUUAUCACAACGUCCUCGAUAUCACUGACAAUGAUCUACCUAACAUCCCGUGGAGAGAAGUCGUUGAUCGAGUGUGCAAAGCCCAGCCAGAAUUCCAUUUGAUUGUAAAUCAAGAUGAAAUCAGUGUUCUGGAUGUGUAUCAGAGAAUCUUGAGGUAUAAGAAUUACAUGAUUGGUCUUGUGGACAAUGUAAGUAAGACUUUCCUUUAUUGAUGUUUGUUUUAGGAUGUCUUAUCCCUUGAAAUAUCACUGCCGUUUAUUGGAAAAGUCGAUUAUCUUUCCUCUGGUCUCAGAUUGAACUUGGAAUGGCUUUUCUUCAGAGGACCUUGGGCUCCUUGGAAGGGACCCUAUGCUUUAAAGGAUGAAUUCAAAGAUCCGGAGAGUCUUGCAGCUAUUAGUAAGCUUGCGCGAAAUUUUUGAAAUGUUAUUCUUUCAGCGGAGCAAUUCGAGAAAACGAUUACUUACAUGGGCCUGGCCAAUCUGGUCCUCUUUCCCUUCGUAUUCAUAUACCAAGUAUUGUUCUCCUUUUUUUCUUAUGCCGAUCUCGUCAGAAGAGAUCCCGGAGUGUUUGGAUCUCGGAAGUAUUCGAAUUUUGGAAGGUACGUCUUGUUUAUAAUACUUUUUAUUUAUAUAUGUUAGACUGAAGUUGAGACAUUACAAUGAGUUGGAUCACGAGUUGAAUUAUCGCCUAAACAGAAGUUACGAGUACGCGGUCAAGUAUAUGGAUCAAUUUGUGCCUCCUUUGACUGAGAUUGUCGCCAAGUCGGUGGCUUUUACUUGUGGAUCCAUCUUCGCCAUAAUUUUCUUGCUUUCCGCUUGGGAUGAGGAUGUUCUUAAUGUAAGUAGCAAAGGGUGUAUGUUCAUUUUUCUUUUAGAUUGACCAUGUAAUCACUGUAAUGACGGCUACUGGAGCCAUUGCCUUGUUAUGCCGAUCAUUCAUCGGCAAUGAGAACUUGGUUUUAUGCCACAAUUUCCUGAUGAAACAAGUGGUCGCAAACAUCCAUUAUGCUCCUUCUUCAUGGAUCAAAGGAAGUCAUUCUACGGAGAUUUGUGCGGAAUUCAGUAGACUUUUCCAAUUGAAGGUCUACUUUCUUUUGGAGGAGUUGUUGUCUCCUCUGAUCACUCCGUUUAUUCUGCUUUUCAAAUUGAGACCUAAGGCCGGGGCUCUGGUUCAUUUCUUCCAUGAUCAUUCCCGGUAUGUUGAAGGUAUUGGAGAUGUCUGUGAAUAUUCGCUGAUGGAACUACCCAAAGAUCAGGAAGAAACUCAGAACUCCGCCAAUCUCCCACCAAGCCAGGUCUUUUCAUACGGGAAGAAGAAGGAUACGGCCAAAGUGGAACUCUCGAUUUUGAAUUUUAUUACUCAGCAUCCAACCUGGAAACCAUCACAUGAAAAUGAGGAACUAAUCCAGAGAAUCAAGGCAAUGGUGAGAGUUUUGUUUUUGAAUCGAAUGUUUUAUUAUGUAUGUAUAAUACAUAACCUUUUUCAGUGGACCAAAGAAGUUGGAGCUAUCUUUGAAAAUGAGAAUAUUGCUCAGAGCAUUCACAUGGGCGUCUCCGAGAGGGCCAUAGCUGCGUCUCUUAUCCAUUCCAACAAGUCGGUGUAUAAUAAAGAGGAAGGAAAGGAAGAAAGCAAAUUUGCUGAAUCAGCCGCCGCCGCUAUGUCGACCUCGUCGCUGAUCCAGUCGAUGCGAGAGAGCACUGCCUUGGCGGCCCCUGUUGCCAGAUAUCUACCUCUAAACGAACAAGCAAAGGGUAAAAUUUUAGUUUUGAGUUUGUACCGAAUCUUUCUUGUGUUUAUUAAAUUUAAAAUUGUAGAUGAGCAAUUGAAAGCAUUGGAAAUGUCGAUGAAUGCCCUUACCAUUACCAGUCUCCUCCAAGACAAAAAUCUUCAUUCAUCUCCGAAUAAUCCCUUUUAUGGAUCCAAUUUACCGUCCACUUCCCAAGCUCCACAUCGCCCGACUCAUUCACAAUUACAGUCUAACAUCUGGGAAGUAGCCGACAACAGCUUCAUCAUCAACGAAUCCCAAUACGAUGAGAUCAACGAAGAACCAGAGGAAGAAGAAGAUCAUGAAGUUCUCCCUCCAGGCGGGUUUAAUGUCUAA